AUGUCCCAGCCGUCGCAGUGCCCCUACUGCCGCUCGUCGGGGCCGGCGCGGUGCGCCACGACGCAGCCGCCGCUCUCGCGCGCCGUCUCCGAGUGCUCCUCCUGCGCCCGCCUCGUCCUCGAGCGCCACCUCCACACCCACCCCUUCUUCCCCCUCCUCCCCUCCAUCCACCCGCUCCCCCUCGUCACCCCCGACCUCGCCGCCUCCGCCUCCCCGCCCCCCAACGACCACGACGACGACCCCUUCCUCCCCGCCGGCUUCGUGUCCGCCUUCUCCGCCUUCUCCCUCGAGCGCCACCCCGUCCUCGCCCGCUCCGCCUCCGCCUUCUCCGGCCAGCUCGCCGAGCUCGAGCGCGCGCUCGCCGUCGACUCCCCCGCCUCCUCCACCCCGGACCCCGCCGGGCCCAUGGUCUCCGUCGACAGCCUCCGCGCCUACCUCCAGAUCGUCGACGUCGCCUCCAUACUCAGGCUCCACCGGGACAUCGCAGACCACGCCUUCGACCUCUUCAAGGAGUGCUCCACCGCCACCUGCCUCAGGAACCGUAGCGUCGAGGCGCUCGCCACCGCCGCGCUCGUCCAGGCCAUCCGCGAGGCGCAGGAGCCCAGGACACUGCAGGAAAUCUCUACUGCUAGCAAUCUUCCUCAGAAAGAAAUAGGAAAAUACAUCAAGAUACUUGGUGAAUCUUUGAAACUGAGGCAACCUCUUAACAGCAAUUCAAUAGCAGUUCACAUGCCUCGGUUUUGUAACCUGCUCCAGCUCAAUAAAUCAGCUCAGGAACUUGCAGCCCACAUUGGUGAGGUAGUUGUCAACAAAUGCUUCUGCACACGGCGGAACCCCAUAAGCAUAUCUGCUGCUGCUAUCUACCUUGCAUGUCAGCUCGAAGACAAGCGCAAGACUCAAGCAGAGAUCUGUAAGGUAACAGGCCUUACAGAGGUCACUCUUCGUAAAGUGUAUAAAGAACUCCUGGAGAACUGGGAUGAUCUGCUACCGCCAAACUACACACCAGCCACGCCACCAGAGAAAGCUUUCCCCAUGACAAACAUAUACUCAGCACGCUCAUCGAGUGGAAAAGAUCUUUAUCAGGAUAAGCUGCUGGAUAGUAUCAAGCAAAAAAGCUGUGAAGCCGCAGAGCCUGAUCACAUGGUAAUUGUAAAAGAUGAGGAAGACAGGAAAGCCGGCCUACUUGGUCAACCUCCUUCGAUACUCGAGGCCCAUGACCUGAACCAGGCAUGCUGGCAGCAGAAUGUUCCGUUUUCAGCAUCUUCAAAAUCGGACCGCGACAAUACGGAGACAAGCGUUCGUGGGUUUAACCUUAACGAGGAGUCAUGUCCAAUGGAUUCUGACAAGGCAGAUGUAACAAUGAAGCCACACAUUGCUGAUGGGUGGGCAACUGAACCGAAGGUGCUUCCAUCUCCUCCCAGUAGGCAGCCUGUACCAUGGCAGCUUAAGCAACCGGCACCAGCAACUAGUUCAUCGUAUCCUAGGAAUCGUGAGAUGCAGCUGGGCUUUAGCAUGGACCUUCUGGCUGGACGUGGGAAAAGGAGUGCUGGGGAUAGUGGUGAUGGCCGUGAUAAAGAGGGCAAGUGAAGUUGCAGCUGUAAAUAUUUAUAAUGAAAUUAGAAGCUAUCGGAUCUGUAAAUAUAGAUGUUAUCUCUAGUUGAGAUCAACUUGACAAACAUGGUCUUUCCGAUGUAUCAUGUAGACGAUGUAGUAAUUUUUACUCCAUGCUGUAGCAUGUUACUUCCAAAUUAGUUAACUUGCUAGUAGUAUUUAA
Lolium rigidum is the source of this 1774-nucleotide messenger RNA. Its product is annotated as plant-specific TFIIB-related protein 1-like. The record is from RefSeq and is a predicted model, not a curated record. Lineage: Eukaryota; Viridiplantae; Streptophyta; Magnoliopsida; Poales; Poaceae. Gene Ontology annotation, biological process: DNA-templated transcription initiation; transcription preinitiation complex assembly. The transcript has 3 exons. Gene Ontology annotation, molecular function: TBP-class protein binding. The coding region runs from base 1 to 1587 and encodes 528 amino acids. Gene Ontology annotation, cellular component: transcription preinitiation complex; nucleus.